AUAGCCUCCUGGGGGGCUGGGGCUGGGGCUUGCGGAGGUUUAAGCCCCGCUGAACCCCUCGUCGCGUAGCCGCGAAUCUUUCUCGAGUCGUAUGUCUAGUCUAGCGACGAGGCCGGCUCGUCGUCGUCAGAUUUCUGCUUUCCUCGCCUCGCUCUGCUCGUCGUCGUCCUUCUUCUUGCGCCAUGAAUGGCAGCGGACGCGGCAGCAGCAGCUGGGGCAGAGUCGGCAGGGCUUGACGUGGAAGCGCUGCCGCUGUUGGCUUGCAUGCCGGUGGCAUUCGAAGCAAGGGGCUGAGACCAAUGCUCGAUUCGUCGGACGCUUGGUCUCGCGCGGCCGUCGGACGACGAAUUUGAGCCGCGAGGACGAGCUUUAGGUUCGCAAUUUGGAUUCGGAUUUCCGCCAUCUUUCCUGCCUUUGCGCCACCGAUGGCGAGUAUGGCACCGACUUCGGCUGUGCUCUCGUCGACGAGCUUCGUCGUGGUGGCUCCAAUGCAGAGUUCGCCGUUCGUCGCCUUGCCGACGCCAUUGCGGCGCUUGAAUGGAUUGCCUUCUCUCGUCCUCUCGACCCGCCAUCUCCACAGGCUUUCGGAGGGCGAGACUCGUCUUCCUCGACACCGCCCGAGGCCUGUGCGCGUAUACGAAGAGCGUGGGGAAUCGGAAGGAUGCGAGGUGUCCGGUAGCUCCAGCAGUCUGCGGAGCGCAGGGGACGCAUCGACCUCCUUCUCGAGGCUUUCCUCCAUGAACUCGCAGAACUCUGAGCUGCAGUUUUUCACCACUUCAAUUCCUCAGAAGAAGUUGAGGAAUGCGGUUCUCCGAGCUGUGGCACAACAGAAAGGAAGAGUCGGGAGAGUUGGAAAGUUUAGGCGGGAAGGAAACGUGUCGCUGACAUCUUUCGGAAUCAAAAUCAAGAAGAAUAGGAAUGGGCAGGAAAUUGAUGUUACCAAGUCGUUGUCGAAGAUGCUGCCGUUCGUUGUAGCGAUGACUGCUGUGGCUGCGCUCACGAAGCCCGCGUCCUUUGCCUGGGUGAGCAAGGACUACUACGCUCCAGCUCUAGGAGGCAUUAUGCUGUCAAUUGGAAUACAACUCUCCGUCUCAGACUUCGCCCUCGUCGUCAAAAGGCCAGUUCCAGUUGUUUUAGGAUAUGGCGUCCAGUACCUAAUCAAGCCACUCCUCGGCUUCUUGACGGUCAAACUGUUUAAUGUACCAGCAGCAUUUGCAGCAGGGCUCAUACUCACUUCAUGCGUUGCCGGUGCUCAACUGUCUAGCUACGCCUCGUUUUUGAGUGAAGGAGAUGUAGCGCUGAGCAUCGUCCUGACGAGCUUGACGACCAUCACUUCUGUUGCUGUUACUCCUCUUCUCACCCGCAUCCUGAUCGGGUCUGUGGUCCCAGUCGAUGUGGUUGCCAUGGCCUCAUCUAUCUUGCAGGUUGUGAUCGGUCCUGUUUUCUUAGGUCUUGCACUCAACACCUACGCCAAGUCCCUGGUUGACCGAGUACGAAAUUUCAUGCCUCUGGUAGCCAUGGUGUGCACUUCGCUUUGUAUUGGAAGUCCGCUGGCUUUGAACCGAGACAUGAUCGUGUCAACACAAGGCUUGCAGCUGCUGGCCCCAAUUGUGGCCUUCCAUAUUGGAGCAUUUGCUGUCGGUUACUGGAUUUGCCAAGUCUCUCCAUGGAGACAAGAGGAGAAGGCGUCUCGAACUAUAUCACUAUGCUCUGGAAUGCAGAGCUCGACCUUAGCCAUGCUGCUUGCCUCUCAAUUUUUAGGAAUGAGUCAUGCAGUUCCUCCGGCCUGCUCUGUAGUAGUGAUGGCCCUCAUGGGUCUCUCGGUCGGAUCCUUCUGGGGAAAGGGAUUGAGGAUAAAGAACCUCCUACCUGGCUUGGGUCCAAGCCGAGAUGAGCAGUUCAAGUCGAUAUAAACUGCUGUAGAAACGCCACAGAUCUGAUGAGCUGACAAAGAUUCAAAACAUAUUUGUGUUAGUUUUAGAUACGCAAACCUAACAUUGUACAUUCCCUCUCUCUCAACCGAACAGUAAUCGACGUGCUGGAUACUUGUAGGCCAAAGCGCUGCUCAACUUUUACUCGUGCACUGCUGAACGGAAUGGUACCUGUCACCGAUAGGAUAUGUUUGACACGUCUUCUGUGCCUGGUCGAACUUAUCCCUUGAGGGAUGCUGUUGAAUGCCUGAACCCCUGAUCCCAUACAUGGGUCAGGCAGUUUUCAUAGGUGGCGAAGACUGCGAGUUCUGCCCUUAGGGAACACUAUAGAGUGUUUUGGCUUCACAUCCCACACACUUUUGUCGUGCGUUAUUCACGGCAUCGAUAGUAAAUUGCCGGACGACCCUCCGGUCAUUAAGAUACUGCUUUUGUAGGACUCCUGUAAACUAGUUUACACACGGUUCAAGGUCAAACUAAUAUACAUCAUUAUCUCCUUCACGGAGAAGCCAUUUUUGUGGUCACUUGUGGAUAAGUUAGAUGCACACUAUCAAGCUGAGAC
Marchantia polymorpha subsp. ruderalis is the source of this 2490-nucleotide messenger RNA. The record is from the annotation of a GenBank genome assembly. NCBI's taxonomy places the organism in Eukaryota, Viridiplantae, Streptophyta, Marchantiopsida, Marchantiales, Marchantiaceae.